UGUACCGAAGGAUGUACAACUUCAACAGUACAUGGUCAGCGUUGUGAUGAACCUUGUCCAAGUGGGUGUUUAAAUGGCACAUGUGAUCAAGAAUCUGGAAAAUGUACCAAGGGAUGUACAACUCCAACAGAAUAUGGUCAGCGUUGUGAUGAACCUUGUCCAAGCGGGUGUUUCAAUGGCACAUGUGAUCAAGAAUCUGGAAACUGUACCGAGGGAUGUAAAACUUCAUCAGUAUAUGGUCAGCGUUGUGAUGAACCUUGUCCAAGUGGGUGUUUCAAUGGCACAUGUGAUCAAGAAUCUGGAAACUGUACCGAGGGAUGUAAAACUUCAACAGUAUAUGGUCAGCGUUGUGAUGAACCUUGUCCAAGUGGGUGUUUCAAUGGCACAUGUGAUCAAGAUUCUGGAAACUGUACAGAUGGGUGCAUAACAACAGCGGUGUAUGGUCAGCAUUGUGAUGAACAUGCACCUUGCCCAAGCGGGUGUAAUAAUGCCGCAGGCUUGAAAGUAGUCCUACAUUUUCCUACUUUUUCCUACUUUCCCCUACUUUUUCUACUUUUUGAAAUACUCCUACUUUUUUAGACAAUAUUCCUACAAUAACUUCUUUUUGAAUAAAAUUGAAACUGAAAAGUGUCUUUAUCAACAUGUUUAAGUCUUUUUCUGGGAAGGGAUUCAUCUAAUGUUGUAAGAACUUGUUGCCCAACCCAUUUGCAUUUUGAUAUAUACUCAUUAUUUGUAUAAUAUGUUUUUAAACAUGUGUUUAAUGCAAUAAUUGUUUUUUAAACUAAAGUAUUUUGCAAAAUGAAAUAUGCUUCAUAAUAUAAAGACUUAUAGCAUAUACUGUUAUACUAUUGUUAAGGUUCUUUAAGAAUCCUUGAACAUACUCCUUUUGACCUCAUAGGCAAGCUGUAACCUUUCUUAAUUUGUGUGAACUGCUGAAUGUUCUUGCCUUGGAGGCAAAAACAUUUUGAACUUGUAUUACCUAUUAUGUGAAUGAUGUGCGCCGUAGAAAUUCCAUAUGCCCAACCGAUGUGCACACUGAGGUGGACUUAUGCACCUAUCAAUAGGUCUAGUAGGGAUACAAGGAUUAGUAUACCUUUAUUUUAAAUAUUUGAAAUUUCUUAUGAAAUGUCAUGUCUUUGUACAGAAUUUACUUUUUUCAAUAAGAAAUAACGACACGCGUGUAGGAUUUUAGAUUUUCUUUCUGCUAAAAGUUUUUGAUUAUCCAUGUUUGUAUUGAUAGGUGCAUAAUGAGUGAAGAGAAACACUUAUAUACUUAAACCUCAGUUAUGAGUAAAAGUAAUUCUUCUCAUUCAGAAAAACACUGAUUACCACAAUUGAAAAGAUAUUUUGUAAAAUGACCAUAAUAGCAUUUAUAGAAAUGUUUAAUUUACUGUGUCUUUUAAAGAUCCUGAAACUCAAUUUUUUAUGGUUUUAUAGCAUAAAUAUAAUGCUCAAAUGAAGAUUUAUCAAUAUUGUAAGUUCAAAAAAACAUUAUUUGUAAAGAUAUUACCGAAUUUACAUUUUAUGUUAAUAAAGGGAGGUAAUUAGAAAUUUAUUUUCUAUAAUU
Messenger RNA from Ruditapes philippinarum (Manila clam), 1567 nucleotides. RefSeq names its product scavenger receptor class F member 1-like. Lineage: Eukaryota; Metazoa; Mollusca; Bivalvia; Venerida; Veneridae. The annotation marks the transcript as partial. The transcript has a single exon. The record is from RefSeq and is a predicted model, not a curated record.